GCUGGGGCCUGCGGCGCCGCGGUUAGCCGACCAUGCGCGCACGGAGACCCUGGGACGGGAAGGCCUGGGCUCCGGGGUCUCGUGCGCAGAGAGACCCCUGGACGGGGAGGCCUGAGCUCCGGGUUCUUGUGUGCAGAGAGACCCCUGGAUGGGGAAGCCUGGGUCCCCGGGACCUGUGCACACUGAGACUCUGUGAUGGGGAGGCCUAGAGCUCUGGGUUCCUGGAAUUGAGAAUUUGGUGGUCUCCUGGAGUCCCCAUGGGUAGAGCCCAGGGCUGUAUCAUGCAUCGUGCAUCCCGCAUUCCGCAUGCACUUGGAGCUGAGAGAUCUGUGCUCUCCAGGAUCCUGUACAGGGGUGGUCAUAGAACCCGCCCGGCAAGACCAGGGCCAGUGUUCAAGGCGUCCAGAAGAGAGAACCUGGCUAAAGGAGAUUUCCCACGUGGAAUGGAAAGCUUGGCACCCAAAAGGAAAGGGAAGAAAGGGAAAGGCAAAGGCACCCCGGUUGUUGAUGGGCUCGCUCCAGAGGACAUGAGCAAGGAGCAGGUGGAGGAGCACGUCUGCCGCAUCCGGGAGGAGCUGGACCGCGAGCGAGAGGAGCGCAACUACUUCCAGCUGGAGCGGGACAAGAUCCACACCUUCUGGGAGAUCACACGGAGGCAGCUGGAGGAGAAGAAGGCCGAGCUGCGGAACAAAGACCGGGAGAUGGAGGAGGCUGAGGAGAGGCACCAGGUGGAGAUCAAGGUCUACAAGCAGAAGGUGAAGCACCUGCUGUACGAGCAUCAGAACAACCUGACGGAGAUGAAGGCCGAGGGCACGGUGGUCAUGAAGCUGGCCCAGAAGGAGCACUGCGCGCAGGAGGACAUGCUGCGCAAGGACAUGCGGGCACUGAAGGUGGAGCUCAAGGAGCAGGAGCUGGCCAACGAGGUGGUGGUGAAGAACCUGCGGCUGGAGCAGAUGGAGGACAUGCGGAAGAAAGAGGAGCACCUCGAGAAGGAGAUGGCGGAGGUGUCCGUGCAGAACAAGCGCCUGGCAGACCCCCUCCAGAAGGCUCGGGACGAGAUGAAUGAGAUGCAGAAGAAGCUCGGGAACUACGAGAGGGACAAGCAGAUCCUGGUCGUGAGUCUCCACCUGAAUUCAUCUCCCGCCUCAGCACCUUCUCCUGGGCCCAGGAGAGGAGGAAGGAGCCUGCAUUACAUGGAUGCCAGAAUGCCUUGUGUCCCCCACCCCCUGUUUUCUCUCCAGUGCACAAAAGCGCGUUUGAAGGUCACUGAGAAAGAGCUGAAGGGGCUGCAGUGGGAGCAUGAGGUGCUGGAGCAGCGGUUCAUGAAGGUGCAGCAGGAACGGGAUGAGCUCUACCGGAAGUUCACUGCGGCCAUCCUGGAGGUGCAGCAGAAGGUGGGCUUCAAGAACCUGCUCCUGGAGCGCAAACUGCAGGCGCUGAACGCCGCCGUGGAGAAGAAAGAGGUGCAGUUCAACGAGGUGCUGGCGUCCUCCAACCUGGACCCGGCAGCCCUGAGUCUCGUGUCCCGCAAGCUGGAGGAUGUUCUGGAAUCAAAGAACAGCGCCAUCAAGGACUUGCAGUAUGAGCUGGCCCGAGUCUGCAAGGCCCACAACGACCUGCUUCGCACCUAUGAGGCAAAGCUCCUGGCCUUUGGGAUCCCCCUGGACAACGUGGGCUUCAAGCCCCUGGAGACAGCUGUGGUCGGGCAGACGCUGGGUCAGGGCCCCGCGGGACUCGUGGGCACCCCAACGUAGCCCCUGCCCGGGCUGGAGGACACCCCCUUUCAACCCUGAGGACGGCAGGCGUUUGUUUUUACAUUUGUGUUGCCAGCAAAUGAAGGCGCUUCACGUUGGCUGUGUGUCCUGUUGCGUGGUGUGUGGAGAGGCGCUCCAGGGCCCACGGCCAGCUGCAGCUUUCCCUGCAGCCCAGCUGGUGCGCACGCCCACCCACCCACCCUACCCCUCCCGCCUUGGGGUGGGUGGCACCAGCUGAGCUCCGCCUAGUGACCGCCACAGCCUUGCAGAUGCCAGCACUGACUUUAUUGAUGCCCAAGUCACAGCCGCCACUGGGAAAUUGGGGGCCAGAUGACCCAGGAGGAACACAGAGGCCAGUCUGUUGAGGGCACGGGUGGCUCGGCGGCUGUGGUAACAGAAUUGGUGCUCACAGGCCAGCUGGCAUUCAGCCAGAGUGACGGUGGCUCAGCCACUAGCUCCCUCGGUACGUGGUGUAGGACCACGGGCUCAGCAGCAGCGGUACGUGGAACUUGUGGGUCUCGUUUGUGAUGGUGAAAACGACCUGAGAGAAGCAGAGAAGGCACCAGAAGAAGCGAGGGGCCUGCAUGCAGCACACGAGCAGCCUAACCCCAGUGCUCCCGGGGAGGACACAGCAGCCCAGGCUGUGCCCUGGGAGUUAAAGUCCAGGGGACAGGAGCCCCAACGUGGUGAGGGCUGUGGAGGGACCUGAAUCCUCCCUGGAGAAAGUGCUCGGCUUGAGGGACCCCUGGGCCUGCGGGUUCCCAAGGGGUCCUCCCAAAACAGGGUCAGGUGAAGGGGGAGGCAGGGAGGUCAGGCCCGGUGAGCUGGAUGGGGCCCGAGUCACCCUUGGCCCUGCCCCCAACAGCCUGACCGAGGGGCAGGGCAGGGAUGGGCUGCCGUGAGAAGUCCUGGACACUUCCUCUGGGAACUCAAAGCAGGUGACCUCAGCACCUGCCACCACCAUGGGAGAGACUGAGGGGCGGGACCAGCCUGCCCCCGGUCCUCACCUCCACAUAUGGGUAGAAGCUCUCCUGCCCCCGCUUCCUCCAGUAGCCCUCGGUGUCAAAGGACAGCUUGUACGUGCCCACCUUCAUCUGGCCUGGUGGCAGGAGCCCGGGACAGCGGCCGUCAGGGUCGGUGUAGCUGGCGAGGGGAAGCGGGAGCUGCAGAGGCGGUUGCGGAGCCGCGCCCCGCCUGGCUCUCCUGGGUCUGCGUGCCCGUGGCCUCAGACACCCCUGCAGCCUGACUGGGACCCGGGUGAGUAGGGCCAGGACAGCCCUGCAGCAGGAUGGAUUCUAGAGCCUCGUUCUGGAGCAGCCUUAAGGACACAGCCACAUUGUUCUUCUAGGAAAUCACAAUACAGAGGAGCAGAAAGGGGAAAAAAAUUCUUCCACAAUCUACCCCAUGAGCAGUAAUCAGUUUAUAUUUGGCACAUAUUUUUCCAGGUUUUCUCUAUGCCUAAAUAUGCUUAUAUACAAACAUAAAAAAAAUAAAAUGGAUUAUACUUUUCAUACUGUU
This is a messenger RNA of Equus caballus (horse), 3272 nucleotides long. The record is from RefSeq and is a predicted model, not a curated record. Lineage: Eukaryota; Metazoa; Chordata; Mammalia; Perissodactyla; Equidae.